AUGAGUGCGGUGCGAGCUUUAGGAGGCUCUUCCAGGCUUCUUAGCACCGUCGUACGAUCACAGAGCUCAGUGGCUGCGCGUCAAUGGAUUUGCCGGCGAUGCGCGCCGACGGCUGUAUUUCAGAACCUGUCCGCAGGUCGCCGGUCCCAGGCAGUGCAAUGGCCGCUAGAUCGCCGGUGGCAGCAAAGACGAGGUGCUGCCGCCGCUGCAGCCGCCAUGCUCGAAGAAGCACAAGACGAUCCCGACUCACUUUCGCAGGAGACCAUUAUUCAUAACUUAUCGCCCGAAGAGGCCCACCGUCUGUCAAAAGUGAGGAACAUUGGCAUAGCGGCGCAUAUUGAUUCCGGAAAAACGACGGCUACCGAACGAGUUCUCUUCUACACAGGCCGAAUCAACUCCAUACACGAGGUCCGUGGCAAGGAUGCAGUGGGCGCAAAGAUGGACUCGAUGGAACUCGAGAGGGAAAAAGGGAUUACUAUCCAGUCUGCAGCCACUUACUGCGACUGGGUCAGGAAAGAGAAUGGCGUGGACGAAAAGUACCAUAUCAACUUGAUUGACACGCCCGGUCAUAUCGACUUCACGAUCGAGGUGGAGCGGGCCCUCCGCGUACUUGACGGUGCCGUCAUGAUAUUAUGCGCCGUGUCCGGCGUGCAGAGUCAAACCAUUACCGUCGACCGACAGAUGAGGAGAUACAACGUCCCCCGGAUCAGUUUCAUCAACAAGAUGGACAGAAUGGGCGCAAAUCCCUGGAAGCCCAUUGAACAGAUCAACAAGAAGCUCAAGAUUGCCGCAGCUGCGGUGCAGGUUCCAAUUGGUGCCGAAGAUGAUUUCCGUGGUUUGGUCGACCUGGUCACGAUGAAAACGAUGUACGCUGAAGGCGAACACGGCGAGAUCAUUGUCACCAAGGACGAGAUUCCUGCGGAGGUCAAAGAUCUAGCCGAAGAGAAAAGGGCGAAGCUCAUCGAAACGCUUGCUGAUGUGGACGAUGAAAUUGCCAACUUGUUCCUGGACGAGCAGGAGCCGACGACAGAACAGCUCAAAGCUGCCAUUCGAAGAGCCACUAUCUCCCUCAAGUUUACCCCCGUCUUCAUGGGAUCCGCCCUUGCCGACAAGUUUAUCCAACCGAUGCUGGACGGUGUCUGUGAUUAUCUGCCCAACCCAUCCGAGGUCUCAAAUACUGCCCUGGAUCGAAGACAGAAGGAGGCUCCUGUCAAGCUCAUCCCUUACAACUCGCUCCCUUUCGUUGGCUUGGCCUUCAAGCUCGAAGAAUCCAACUUUGGUCAACUCACUUAUAUCCGCGUCUACCAAGGGAAGCUGCGGAAAGGACUGAACGUCUUCAAUGCUCGCACUGACAAGAAGGUCAAAAUCCCACGUAUCGUGCGCAUGCACUCCAACGAAAUGGAAGAAGUCUCAGAAGUCGGCGCCGGAGAAAUCUGCGCCGUGUUUGGAGUCGACUGCGCCUCAGGCGACACAUUUACCGACGGGCAGCUCGGCUACAGCAUGUCCAGCAUGUACGUGCCUGAGCCCGUCAUCUCGCUCAGCAUCAAGCCCAAGAACAACAAGGAUCUGCAAAACUUCUCCAAAGCCAUUGCCCGAUUUCAGCGCGAAGAUCCCACUUUCCGAGUCCACUUCGACAACGAAAGUGAGCAAACUAUCAUCUCAGGUAUGGGUGAGCUGCAUCUCGAAGUUUACGUCGAACGGAUGCGUCGAGAAUACAAGGUUGAGUGUGAGACUGGCGCACCUCGCGUCGCUUACCGGGAGACCAUCACCAAACAUGUCGACUUCAACCAUCUGCUGAAGAAACAAACCGGUGGUGCAGGUGAUUAUGCGCGCGUGGCAGGCUACAUGGAACCCAAGGGCAAUCUCGAGGGCAACCACUUUGAGGAGCACAUCAUUGGUGGCGCCAUUUCCGAAAAGUUCUUGUUUGCUUGUGAGAAGGGUUUCCAUCUAUCGUGUGAGAAAGGCCCCUUGAUCGGACACAAGGUUCUCGGCGCAACCAUGGUCAUCAACGACGGUGCAACUCAUAUGACGGAUUCCAGCGAAAUGGCCUUCAAGAACGCCACGCAGCAGGCCUUCCGCAAGGCAUUCAUCGAGGCCGAGCCCGUCGUGCUCGAGCCGCUGAUGAAGACUGUUGUGACUGCCCCGACCGAGUUCCAGGGCAAUGUCGUCGGCCUGCUGCAGAAACGCAACGCCACCAUCACUGAUACGGAAGUCGGCGUUGAUGACUUCACCGUCUGGGCAGAUGCGAGUCUGCAAGGCAUGUUCGGGUUCAGCGGCAACCUGAGAGCUGCGACCCAGGGCAAAGGCGAAUUUAGCAUGGAGUUCAGCCAUUAUGAGCGAGCACCGAUGCAAUUGCAGAAGGAACUGCAGAACGAGUACCUCAAAGCACAGGCCGAGAGGAGCAAGAAAUGA
Messenger RNA from Cladophialophora yegresii CBS 114405, 2412 nucleotides. Its product is annotated as elongation factor G, mitochondrial. Gene Ontology annotation, cellular component: mitochondrion. The record is from RefSeq and is a predicted model, not a curated record. Lineage: Eukaryota; Fungi; Ascomycota; Eurotiomycetes; Chaetothyriales; Herpotrichiellaceae. Gene Ontology annotation, biological process: mitochondrial translational elongation. Gene Ontology annotation, molecular function: GTPase activity; GTP binding; translation elongation factor activity. The transcript is spliced from 3 exons. Bases 1 to 2412 code for a protein of 803 amino acids.